AUGAAUGUGGAGAGUACAACAAGAAAUGAAUUGUUACUAAUAUUGAGCAAAACGUGUAACAGUUCACCAAUUCACAUUACCAUUACGACAGCUUCAGGGGUUAAACAAAUAAUUUACUUUAUUUUACAGUCUGCCAGUCAGGUCUAUACAUUCGAUGAGUUGGAUGCAGAAGAAGAGUCUGUAUUGCCUGUGGAACCAGUAAUGAAGAGGCCUAGAUAUACAGUAUGUUACAAGCCGAGUAGUGAGAGUGACCUUGAUUUAGAUGACAGUAGAGAAGAUCCAGACUGGAAAGAGGAGAAAGAGGAGGUAACAGAUGAUGAAGAUGAAGCCGAUGGUGAUGACAACGAAUUAAACCAGGCGUUCAUUUCUGUGAAGGAUUGGAACCCGAUGAAUGUUCAACUUAAGAUUGAAAUUCCAGAAAAGCUUCAGGGUAAUGACCAGCCCCCUGCAGAGAGUUUCAUGGAAAGUGAACAUCAAGAGAGAGAACUUGAGAGUGUAGAAGAGAAUCAAUCCGAGAUCAAUAAGAGUAGACCGAGAAGAAGUGCUUCAGCCAAAACAGAUCUCAUGCCAGGAAGUGAAGUGAUUGGACUGUUUAGGAAUGGAGGAAGAAACAAAUGGGAGGAAUGGUGCGAGUGUAAGGUUGUGGAUGUAUUGAUGAAUGGAGAGCUAUACAAUGUUGUCUUUACUGACGGAGCGAAACGAUUCCUGAAGAAAACACAGAUAAAGAAGAAAGACUAGUUUGUAACUUUGCUCGUGUUGAAAGUACAUGUUCAUAUUGACAAUUUAAUGUACCAAUACUAUUGUUUCAGUGACUGGAUGAGUAACAGAUGUAUUUAAUGCAAUCUAUAGUUUUAAAUCCUGGAAUCUCACUUUGUAUGACUUGUGUAAAUUCAUAAACUAGAAAAAGUUUUAGAUCCCCUAAAUAUUCAAAUGCAUAUUGUCUGAAACAUGUUUUUUGAUUUAAGAUAGUUCUGCACCGAUCUUCACCAAACUUGAACAAAAUGUGUUUGCUCCAAGUUAAAUAACUUAUCGGCCGAAGCACUUGAGAAUUAUGGUCCUUGAAACUCGUUUAUUGAUAGUCAAAGCACCCAAAGUCUGAUAAGGCAGUUGAGGUCUUGGUUCAUGGUUGACUUGUAUACUACUAUUCAGAUGAUUAGGCAGUUGUGGGAGACAUGCACUUUUCUAAAAGGCAGCUCUAGUUCAUAAAAGAUUUUCAUUUCUGUAUGCUGAAUCCAGGCUUUAUUCUAUGUUAUCCGCAUUAAUGAUGUUACUUCUGGUUUAUCCAAUGUGCAGAACUACUUUAAGCUUUAACUUUUCAGAGAAUUUAAGAUGAAUUUCUACAACUUUUAAGAUUU
Mercenaria mercenaria is the source of this 1355-nucleotide messenger RNA. RefSeq lists its product as uncharacterized. NCBI's taxonomy places the organism in Eukaryota, Metazoa, Mollusca, Bivalvia, Venerida, Veneridae. The transcript has 8 exons. Bases 1 to 738 code for a protein of 245 amino acids. The record is from RefSeq and is a predicted model, not a curated record.